Molecule: messenger RNA, 3714 nt
Organism: Cordyceps fumosorosea ARSEF 2679
Lineage: Eukaryota; Fungi; Ascomycota; Sordariomycetes; Hypocreales; Cordycipitaceae
Product: ABC transporter, transmembrane domain, type 1
Exons: 12
Coding region: 1-3714 (1237 amino acids)
Biological process (GO): transmembrane transport
Cellular component (GO): membrane
Molecular function (GO): ABC-type transporter activity; ATP hydrolysis activity; ATP binding
Source: RefSeq, a predicted model, not a curated record
AUGGCCUACGCCUCACAUGCUCAUUUCGUCCAGCCUAUUCUCUUUCUCGCGGGCUACCUGAGCAUGACCCUACUAUUUGAUCUUGUUACUAUUCACACGUAUUUUCACAGGACCGGCUUGGGAACCGUUGCUCGCUUGACCUGCUCCUUACCCGCACUCAAGCUUACGCUGCUUAUUUUGGAAGAAAUUUCAAAGCGAACGCUCAUUAUCGCUGAAAAUCCGCACCCACUCAGCCGAGAAGCCACAGCCGGGUUCUGGAGUCGAUCUACGUUUCUCUGGAUUAACCCACUGCUUCUUUUCGGCUUUCGCCAUGUCAUUAAUCCUGACGACCUCCCCGACAUUGGACAGCAAUUUGACUCCAAGAAACUCUAUCAAAAUUUAAAAAAGAGCUGGGAUAAACGAGACCAAAGGUCGAGAUAUGCACUGCUCCGCGCGCUGGUCAUUUCCAUGCCAUGGCCGUUUCUCUACGUUAUCCCGCCACGCCUAUUCUUGGUCGGCUUCGUCUUCAGCCAGCCCUUCCUCCUACAAGAUGUUGUCAACGCCGCUUCAGGCGAGUCAAUUCAGCCAGACUACAUUUCAAAACAAAACGAAGCCAUCGGACUCAUCUUGGCGACCGCCCUCGUCUUCUGCGGCAAAGCAGUGUCAAGGAACUGGUUCAGCCAUAUCAGAAACCAGAUCAUGACUUGCGUCCGAGGUGCUCUUAUAGCUGCCAUCUACCAAAAGUCACUUCGGAUCAGUGCUGCUGAAUCAGACGAGUCUGCUGCCGUCACCCUGAUUACCGCUGAUGUCGCGGGAAUCGAGCGCCUCAUCUCGUUGUCCUAUGACAGCUGCGCAAUGACCCUCGAAGUUGGGUUUGGAAUUGCAAUCCUUGCAGUGUUUGUUGGCACGGCCAGCAUCUUUACUGUUGUCACUGCUAUUGUGGUUACUGUCUUUUCCAGACACAUGUCUAAGCGGAUGGGAGUUGCUCGCAAGCGAUGGAAUGAGCACAUUGAAGAACGCGUUGCCGCGACUUCAAAUAUUUUGGCGCAAAUCAAGGACAUUAAAAUGACCGGCCUAGCUCCUUCAAUGGCGACCCAUUUGAACCAUUUGCGUGCUCAAGAAGUCACGGCUUCUUUGGCUGACCGGCGAAUUGUUUGCAUCACCUUUGGAAUUUCUGCUUUCGCAGAAACGGUAACGCCAGCACUUGUUGUCGCAGCGACUUUGUUCUGGACCAGAGCGUCCGGAACCAUAUCGACAGCGCGGUUCUACACUAUUCUCGCAGUUGUUACCUUGGUCGCUCAGCCUCUUGCCUCCUUCUUCGCAAGUCUUCCUCAAUGGUCUGCAGGUUUCGCUUGUCUGUCACGUAUUCAAGUGUAUCUUGCUCAAGAGGAGCUCAAAGACGCUCGUCAAAUCAUCAGAUCGUCUGCGGUAGCUGGCUCCAACUUAGCUGGGGAUGGCAUCGGUCUUGACGACAGGAACCCCGAUGCACAUGCCCAGAAUUAUGCAAUCGAGCUGAGAAACGUCAAUGUCUCCAUGGAUCUCACGGGAUCAAUCUUACGCGACGCAACAAUCUUGGUCAAGACUAGCCAAGUUACCAUGAUAGACGGAUCCGUUGGCAGUGGCAAGUCGACGCUGCUGAAGGUGAUGCUGGGUGAAAUGCUACUUCGCAAUGGAUCGGCUCUCCUUUCUUCAUCAUCAAUCGCUUAUGCUGGAGAAAAGCCUUGGCUGCUCAACACAACCAUUUUCUUGAACAUCAUUGGACACAAGCCGUUUGACAGGACUCUGUAUCAAAGAGUCAUAUUUAUUUGCGAUCUUAAACCCGAUUUGGAGCAACUGCCAGAUGGCGACGAAACCAUAGUGGGCAGUGGAGGUUGCAUUCUAAGCGGCGGACAAAGGCAGAGAAUUUCCCUCGCGCGUGCGCUGUAUCUGGAAGCGGAUAUUACAAUUCUUGACGAUCCUUUCAGCUCUUUGGAUCAAGAAACGUCAGCGGUGAUUCGAAUUCGACUGAUUUCAGAUGGAAAUGCCACAUUGGAUGGAAGAACGCUAGUGAUGACAACAAGCAUGAAACAACACCUCAUCGAUGCUGACGCCGCGUACCGUGUGACCCCCGAUGGUCACGUCGUCUAUUUGCCACAAUCACAGGUGGAUAGAGAGCUCGAAGAGCUUGCUCAAAGCUCCCGGUCUCAGCCGACGUCUGCCACGCACAAGACUGAAAGCGCUUGUGAUCUUUUUGAACCGCCUGCCGUCCAAGCAGCCACUGAUGACAAUGGCUAUGCGCCGGGAAUAAACACGUUUACGAAGCAGAGUACUUGGUGCCUGUACGCAUAUUUCUUUCGGCCCGCGGGCAUUUUUGUCUUGGCAGCAUGGCUGCUAUUUACCACUCUCGCCUCCGUCUCCGAGAAACUCCCCAACAUUUUUGUACGCAUAUGGCUCGAAGCCGACGCCGGAAAUAAAACUUACUAUGUCGGGUAUGCCACACUUUGCGUUGCUUACCCAAUACUUAAUUCAGUCUCUGCAAUGUUCUUCUUUUACUUUGUCAGCGCAAAAACUGCCCACAGUCUUCACGAGAGAUUGGUUAAAGCCACAUUCACAGCUACCUUUGGGUUCUUAACGACCGAAGAUGCGAGCUCGAUUUUGAACCGAUUCAGCCAGGACAUGUCUAUGGCGACCCAGAGAGUCCCUGCACUAGUAAUGCCAACACUGUUCCGUGCCGUUUCAAUAUUCGUCGACACCGGCAUCAUCAGCGCUGGUGCUAGCUACGCAGCGCCCGUCAUCCCAUUUUUCUUGAUGCUUAUUAUAGCCAUACAACGAUAUUACUUGUGCACCUCUAGACAGCUCCGCGUGUUAGAGCUUGAUAGUUCAAAAGCGCUCAUCCGACACUUUACAGAAACCGCAGCCGGUAUCGAACACAUUCGCGCUUUCCGGUGGCAGGAGGAAGUCACACGAGACUUUCACUGGCUAGAGGGUGUUUUGGAUUUAUCGAGCGCUGUGGCCGCCGUCAUUGUGGUGACGUUCGCGCUCAAAUUCUCCGGGUCCGCCUCUGGUAACUCCAUGGGUUUGGCAUUGCUCAGUCUCAUCGGAUUUAGCGAUACCGUGUCUGACUGGGUGCAAUCCUCUGUCGCUUUGGAGACGGCUCUGGGAGCAGUGUCACGUAUUCGAUCAUAUUGCGCCGAAACCCCAACUGAGCACUACAAAGAUGAUACGGAGCCAGUAUCCUCCGACUGGCCAGUCCAAGGCCAGCUUGAGCUUAAUUGUGUCUCUGCGAUUUACCGUGGCAAGACGACCGUUCUACUGAGCAUCCUCAACCUUUUACAGUACAAGGGCACAAUCAGCAUCGACAAUCGGGAAAUCCGCACAAUUCACCCCGAUUUCUUGCGCUCGCGAAUAACCACAAUCACGCAGGGUGGAAUCCAUCUACGCGGUUCUAUCAAGUUUAAUCUUGACCCUUUCGGGUUUGAGCAGCGUCCGCCCACUUGCAUCGUGACGGACGAAGCGUGCCAGGAUGUGCUGCGUCGUGUAGGACUCUGGGACAUUGUCAGCCGCCGCGGAAACUUGAGCUCUCUCAUGAAGGAAAUGAACUUUUCGCAAGGCCAACGACAGCUCUUCCAGAUCGCUCGUGCCAUCUUGCACCAUGAAGCGACGGGGUCGAGGAUUGUCUUGAUGGACGAGGUGACAUCGAGCUUGGACGAGGAUACGGAGGCACAGAUGAUAAUUCGAAUGCUGUCAUGGUUCUGA